Messenger RNA from Triticum dicoccoides, 504 nucleotides. RefSeq lists its product as uncharacterized. Lineage: Eukaryota; Viridiplantae; Streptophyta; Magnoliopsida; Poales; Poaceae. The record is from RefSeq and is a predicted model, not a curated record. The transcript has a single exon. The coding region runs from base 1 to 504 and encodes 167 amino acids.
AUGUACCAGCACAACUGUGCCGACGCGGUCAACCGUGGCGACUUUCUCGUCGGCAACUCCUCUCUCUUUGUCCACGCUUGGAGGCUCGAGGCGCAUGCUGGACAUGAUGCCUACGUUCGCCUGUGCAUCGAGGGGGUCCCUGUCCAUGGCUGGAACGAGUAUGUUGCCGCAUUCGUCAUCGGCCGUGGGUGCUCCCUCGACUACAUCAAGCAGAAGUCGCUACGCCGGGAGGAUACGCGCUACCUGGCGCUCUGGGCAUGGACGUCCAACCCUAACACCAUUCCAAAAGUGAAGUGGCUCACGCUGCCCGCCCGCGGUCACCGGCGCCGUGGCCGGCCCGGCCUGCGUCACCGCGUGCUGAUCCACCUUGACUUGCACGAGGACCACUCCAAGGCUCGUGACGACGACGACCCGCCGCCAGCUGACAUCUACGAGUUCACGUGGUUCCCCCGUAUGGUGGAUGGCACGACACGACGUGGUGACUGUCGUGCUAGACAGUCAUGA